ACUUGUAUUCCACUAUACAGACUUCUCUUCUUUUUUUUUUUUCAAUCAAAACUAGUUAGUCCUAAAGAUGGCUGAUGCCUUUGUGUCAUUUGCACUUAAAAAAUUGGGUGAUUUUCUCAUACAACAAGUUUCGCUGCGUAAAAAUCUGAGAAAGGAAAUUGAGUGGUUGAGAAAUGAGCUACUCUUCAUACAGUCUUUCCUCAAAGAUGCAGAACUAAAGCAAUGUGGUGAUCAUAGAGUUCAACAAUGGGUGUUUGAGAUCAACGGCAUCGCUAAUGAUGUUGUUGCUAUACUCGAGACUUACGCCUUUGAGGCUGAUAAAGGUGAUGAUGAUGGAUUUCAUAGUCGUCUCAAGGCUUGCGCUUGCAUCUGUAGGAAGGAGAAGAAAUUCUACAACGUGGCAGAGGAGAUUCAAUCACUCAAGCAGCGAAUCAUAGAUAUCUCUCGCAAGCGAGAUACUUAUGGUAUUACAAAUAUCAAUUCAGGAGAUGAAGGGCCAAGUGAUCAGGUUACAACAUUGAGGAGAACUACCUCAUAUGUAGAUGACCACGAUUACAUUUUUGUUGGACUUCAGGAUGUUGUACAAACAUUGCUAGCUCAACUUCUCAAACCAGAGCCUAGUCGAACCGUCCUCUCCAUUUACGGAAUGGGGGGUUUAGGCAAGACCACUCUUGCCAGAAAACUUUACAACUGUCCUAAUAUAGCCUCUAGCUUCCCUACACGCGCUUGGAUAUGUGUUUCUCAAGAGUACAACACAAUGGAUCUUCUUAAGACUAUCAUAAAAUCCAUUCAAGGUCGCACCAUGGGAACUCUAGAUUUGUUGGAAAGGAUGACAGAAGGAGAUCUAGAAAUUUAUCUUCGUGAUCUAUUAAAAGAACGCAAAUUCCUUGUGGUGGUUGAUGAUGUAUGGCAGAAAGAAGCAUGGGAGAGUUUGAAAAGAGCAUUCCCAAAUAGCAAGAAUGGCAGCAGAGUCAUUAUUACAACACGCAAAGAGGAUGUCGCUGAAAGAGCAGAUGAAAGAGGUUUUGUUCAUAAACUUCGUUUCCUAAGUCAACAAGAAAGUUGGGAUCUCUUUUGUAGGAAACUGCUUGAUGUUCGAGCAAUGAUUCCAGAAAUGGAAAGUCUAGCUACGGAUAUGGUGGAAAAGUGUAGAGGCUUACCUCUUGCAGUUGUUGUAUUGAGCGGACUACUUUCGCAUAAAAAGGGGCUAAACGAAUGGCAAAAGGUGAAAGAUCACCUCUGGAAGAACAUUAAAGAAGAUAAAUCCAUUGAAAUCUCCUGCAUAUUAUCAUUAAGCUUCAAUGAUUUGUCAACUGCGCUCAAGCAGUGUUUUCUCUACUUUGGUAUUUUUCCAGAAGAUCAAGUGGUAACUGCAGAUGACAUGAUAUGGUUGUGGAUGGCUGAGGGUUUCAUACCCAGACGAGAAGGAAGAAUGGAGGAUGUUGCUGAAGGCUUCUUGAAUGAGUUGAUAAGACGAAGCUUGGUUCAAGUGGCUAAUACAUUUUGGGAAAGAGUUACUUCAUGUAGAGUUCAUGAUUUACUCCAUGAUCUUGCGAUACAAAAGGCAUUGGAGGUAAACUUCUUUGACAUUUAUGAUCCAAAAGGCCACUCCAUUUCCUCUUCAUGUGUCAGACAUGCCAUUCAUAGUCGAGGAGAAAGGUACCUCUCACUUAAUCUUUCUAACUUGAAGUUGAGGUCAAUUAUGUUCUUCGAUCCAGAUUUUUGUAAUUUGUCCCGACAUAUAGUUGGGUUCCGACAUAUAUAUGUGUUGUACUUGGAUAUUAUAGAAGGUGGUGUUAUACCUGAUGCCAUAGGGAGUUUGUACCACCUCAAGUUCUUAAGGUUGAAAGGUAUCCGUCGUCUUCCAUCAUCCAUUGGCAACCUCAAGAAUUUACAAACACUUCGUGUCCUAAAGACACAAGGCUUAUGCCAGUUACCCAGCGAAACAACUGAGCUAAUAGAUCUAAGACAUUUAGUUGUGCGGUAUCCAGAACCUUUGGUAGGUAUAUGCAAACUCACCAGUCUUCAAGUUGUUGAUGGCAUCUGUUGUGAUCAGUGGAAAGAUGUUGACCCUGUUGAUUUAGUCAAUCUUCGAGAAUUAAGCAUGUUUGAAAUUAAUAAUUCUUACUCCCUACACAACAUUAGCAGCUUGAAAAACCUUAGCACUCUCACAUUGUGCUGUGGAACUUACGAAUCUCCAUUCCCAUCCCUUGAAUUUGUUAAUUGUUGUGAAAAGCUCCAAAAAUUGUUUUUAAGAGGGAAAAUAGAGAAACUGCCUCCGUUUCCAAAUUCCAUCACAAUGGUAGCUCUUUAUUUCUCAAGACUGAAAGAAGAUCCGAUGCCUAUCUUGGGAAUGUUGCCAAACCUAAGGAAUCUCAUAUUAGAAGAAGAAGCUUACGAAGGAAAAGAAAUAAUGUGCAGUGAUAACAGCUUCAGUCAACUACAAUUUCUUCAUCUUUAUAUGCUUUAUCACCUAGAAACAUGGCAUUUAGGCACAAAUGCUAUGCCUCUCAUUAAAGAUCUUGUUCUCGAUCGUUGUCCAAAGCUGAAGGAGAUUCCUGAGAGAAUGAAAGACGUAAAGCGUAUUUGAUAAUAGCAAAGAGAAGAGCUGCACAUUCACCUUCAUCAACUUGGCUUCUCCAACCAUCAAUCAACUAAUUGGCUGUUUUGGUUUUUCAAUGUGUAAUUUCUUUCUGUUUUUUGGCUUUUCUUAAUGUGUUGGAAGACAAUUUUUUUUUUUUGGAUUUUGUGAUGAUUUAAUUAACGGAUUUAGGGUUUAUUAUGUUCUUAUAAAUUAUGUAAAAUAAACAAAAAUAUCCUUAACUGAUAGUUUGAUUCAAAAAUAUCACUGUCUUCAAUAAUUUGAUCUAAAAAAUUGUUACUUAAUAAGUCAAAAUUGU
This is a messenger RNA of Solanum lycopersicum (tomato), 2900 nucleotides long. RefSeq names its product disease resistance protein RPP13-like. Lineage: Eukaryota; Viridiplantae; Streptophyta; Magnoliopsida; Solanales; Solanaceae. Gene Ontology annotation, molecular function: ADP binding. The record is from RefSeq and is a predicted model, not a curated record. Gene Ontology annotation, biological process: defense response to other organism.